Psylliodes chrysocephalus is the source of this 1071-nucleotide messenger RNA. The record is from the annotation of a GenBank genome assembly. NCBI's taxonomy places the organism in Eukaryota, Metazoa, Arthropoda, Insecta, Coleoptera, Chrysomelidae.
UAUUUUAACUCUAGGGUUUUUUAUUUUGAAAUGUUUAGUCAUCUUAAUCGGUAAGGUAGAAAUACCGGAAAUUCUGUGUUAAAUGACAUAUGUGACGUUGACAUACUCUAUCGGCAACUUCCUUCAAGUCUUUUAGUUUAUUCAUUUACGAUGGGUAUUAGCCGAGAUCAUUGGCAUAAAAGGAGGGCGACCGGAGGAAAGAGGAAGCCUCUCCGCAAGAAGAGGAAGUUCGAAUUAGGUCGUCCAGCUGCAAACACAAAACUAGGUCCUCGCAGAAUACACUAUGUUCGUACACGAGGGGGUAAUUUGAAGUACCGUGCCCUAAGAUUGGACACUGGUAACUUUGCAUGGGGUAGUGAAGGUACUGCUCGUAAGACACGUAUCAUUGACGUCGUUUACAACGCUAGUAAUAAUGAGUUGGUUCGUACCAAGACUUUGGUAAAAAACGCCAUCGUUGUCGUUGAUGGUGCUCCAUUCAGGCAGUGGUAUGAAAGUCAUUAUAUCUUACCCUUGGGACGCAAGAAGGGUGCAAAAAUGACUCCCGAAGAAGAAGAGAUGUUCAACAAGAAACGUAGCAAAAAAGUACAGAAAAAAUAUGAGACUAGGCAAAAAACAGCUAAAGUAGAACCUGCAAUUGAAGAACAGUUCCAUACUGGAAGGUUACUGGCUUGCUUAGCUUCAAGGCCUGGACAGUGCGGCAGGGCCGAUGGUUAUGUAUUGGAAGGAAAAGAACUUGAAUUCUACAUGCGUAAAAUUAAAUCUAAGAAAGCUAAAUAAAAUGUUUUUAUAGGAGUGAACAAUAAAAGUUGAAACGUUUUUAAUUUUUUAUUUCAUUUUUAAGUUUCCACCUUUAAUAAAGAAAAGAAUAAGAAAACAUUUUGAUGAAUUAUGUUGAAAUCACAAGUGAGAAUUUAGAUAUAAUUAUAUUAUCAGAAACAGUAAUUCAAAGUAGUUUGUCAAUCCCAGUGUCAGUUGUUGACCUUUGGCUAAAAUGUAUAGCUUCUGAACCAGUUUCAGUAUUGUCAAUGGACUGGAAUUUUGAGGAAAUAAAUUAGGAGAUAUAAGAUAUAC